Myotis daubentonii (Daubenton's bat) is the source of this 1952-nucleotide messenger RNA. It is a transcript of the gene OGFOD1, whose product is annotated as 2-oxoglutarate and iron dependent oxygenase domain containing 1. Gene Ontology annotation, cellular component: cytoplasm. Bases 238 to 1710 code for a protein of 490 amino acids. The record is from RefSeq and is a predicted model, not a curated record. The transcript is spliced from 14 exons. Gene Ontology annotation, molecular function: peptidyl-proline dioxygenase activity; iron ion binding; L-ascorbic acid binding. Gene Ontology annotation, biological process: regulation of translational termination; peptidyl-proline hydroxylation. Lineage: Eukaryota; Metazoa; Chordata; Mammalia; Chiroptera; Vespertilionidae.
UAACCCGGACCGGGUGGGGAAGAAGAGGAAGAAGGAGGUGAUGGUGGCGUUUUCGGACGCGGUCACGGAGGAAGUCUUGAAGAAGCAGGUGGCUGAGGCCUGGAGCGGCAGGGCGCCGUUCAGUCACGUGCUUUGAAUCGGUGAGCCCCGGGGGCUCUGAAUGCACCGGGAAAGGGAUAGCCCCAGCCCCAGCCGUAGGCAGCUGCCUAGGUGGCCUCGUACCUAGAAGCCAUUAUCAUGGACAUGGACCCCUUUCUUCAUUGCGUGAUCCCAAACUUCAUCCCAAGUCAAAACUUCUUGGAAGGGCUUCAGAAGGAGCUUUUGAGCUUGGACUUCCAUGAAAAGUAUAAUGAUUUAUAUAAGUUCCAGCAGUCUGACGAUUUGAAGAAGAGAAAAGAGCCUCACAUCCGUGCUUUAAGGAAAAUUCUGUUUGAAGAUUUCCGGGCGUGGCUUUCUGACAUUUCCAAGAUUGACCUGGAAUCAACCAUUGACAUGUCCUGUGCUAAAUAUGAAUUCUCAGAUGCCCUGCUCUGCCACGAUGAUGAGCUGGAGGGGCGCCGGAUCGCCUUCAUCCUUUACCUGGUUCCUCCCUGGGACAGGAGCUUGGGGGGCACCCUGGAUCUGUACAGCGUUGAUGAACACUUCCAGCCAAAGCAGAUUGUCAAGUCCCUUAUCCCUUCGUGGAACACACUGGUUUUCUUCGAAGUGUCUCCAGUGUCCUUUCACCAGGUGUCUGAAGUCCUGUCUGAAGAAAAGUCACGUCUGUCUAUAAGCGGCUGGUUUCAUGGUCCUUCUCUGACCAGGCCUCCCACCUACUUUGAACCUCCCAUACCUCGGAGCCCUCAUAUCCCGCGAGAUCAUGAAAUUUUGUAUGAGUGGAUCAACCCUACUUAUCUGGACAUGGAUUACCAAAUUCAAAUUCAAGAAGAGUUUGAACAACAGUCUGAAAUUCUCCUAAAGGAGUUCCUUAAGCCCGAGAAAUUUGCAGCGGUCUGUGAGGCUUUGGAGAAAGGAGGUGUGAAAUGGAACAGCCGAGGGCCCCCUAACAAAAGGUUUUAUGAGAAAGCCGAGGAGAGCACGCUUCCCGACAGUCUCCAGGACUGCAUGACGUUAUUUCGCUCCGAGGCAUUGUUCUUGCUGCUGUCCAACUUCACAGGCCUGAAACUUCAUUUCUUGGCCCCUUCCGAAGAAGAGGAGACAGAGGGCACACAAGAGGGAGAAGCAGCCAUUGGUUCUGAGAGCACUGAAGAAGGGACGAGCUAUAGCUCCUCGGAGCCAGAGAAUAAUCUGGCAGCUGCCAGCAACAACAGCCAGCAGAGCAAUGAACAGGCAGACCCAGAGCCAGAGGAAAACAAAGCCAAGGAAGAAUCAAGUGUUCCCACGUGCCAGGGGGAACUGAGGCGUUGGCAGACUGGUCACUACACUUUAAUCCAUGACAACAGCAAGACUGAAUUUGCUCUGGACUUACUUCUUUACUGUGGCUGUGAAGGCUGGGAGCCUGAAUAUGGUGGCUUUACUUCCUACAUUGCCAAAGGGGAAGAUGAAGAGCUGCUAACAGUGAAUCCAGAAAACAAUUCUUUGGCAUUGGUCUACAGAGAUAGAGAGACGCUUAAAUUUGUCAAGCAUGUUAACCACCGAAGCCUAGAACGAAAGAAAACCUUCCCAAACAGAACAGGUUUCUGGGACUUCUCAUUCGUCUACUAUGAAUGACGGGGCUGGGCGAAGCUGAGAAGAGACCCUUCAUCGGCACUGGAAAGGCUGGAAGAGCUGGCAUCCAGCACAGGAGAGCGACAAGGUAACCUGUCUUGACACUUCUUAAAACCACGUGGUCGGCCUUCAAUAGGACUCACAGUGAUUGUCCUCAGUCUAGACCUUGAGCUUGGGGAGUUUUUAAAUGUGGGUUUUUUGUGUGGUAAAAUAUGUGACAUAAAAUUUACCAUUUUAACCAAUUU